Molecule: messenger RNA, 1867 nt
Organism: Wallemia mellicola CBS 633.66
Lineage: Eukaryota; Fungi; Basidiomycota; Wallemiomycetes; Wallemiales; Wallemiaceae
Product: actin-like ATPase domain-containing protein
Exons: 3
Coding region: 81-1373 (430 amino acids)
Biological process (GO): microtubule-based movement
Source: RefSeq, a predicted model, not a curated record
GUGCGAGAACACCGCUGACGCCAGUGAAACAUAGAGCGACUGGUAGUGGUGUAGGUUUGCCAUUUGGUUUCUCUACGCCUAUGAAGCAGCCGUCUACACCUACUGGUCAUAGUCCUGCCUAUCUUACAUCACGGAGACACUCAGUAUAUGGUACAGAAACGAAGAUCGUUAUAGACCCAGGCUCAAAAGUUAUAAAAGUUGGUUUCAGUGGGGAAGCGUCUCCACGGGAAUGCAUAAUGAUAAGAGAAAUACUAUGGGAUUUGGAUGGUAUACAGGACGAACUGGGUGUCCUAGAUAUAUUUAGGGAUAUCUAUUUUGAACAGUUACAAACUGAUCCAAAACAACGGAGGGUUAUCAUUGCAGAGAAUCCAUUACUGAGUUCACCCGUUAAGUUCGCGAUAAUGAGUGUUCUGUUCUCAAAUCUUCAAGUUCCCUCGGUUUCAUUCACGCCUUCGCCUUUGUUGUCUUUGAUUUCUGCGGGCAGGACAACCGGUUUGGUAGUCGACAUUGGAUACCUUCAGACUGUCGUAUCCCCAGUUUACGCUUCGAGGCCGUUAGAUCCUCAUAUUAUGACAACGUCUUUCGGUGGAAAGUACCUUAGUGAUAGACUAAGAGAGCUCAUCGUUGAAUAUGCUACUUAUUAUCCGCCAUUCACGACUCAGCAGCUUUCCACAGCGACUUCUCAACCUCCACCAAGUACUAUACCCCAAGACGCAAUAACCGAUGCAUGGAUUGAGGACGUGAAGUGUAAAGCACUCUUCGCUGAACCUCUGCUGAGGAAGCGCGAGGAUGAUGAUGAAGUUAUGUCGGAAUCAGACGAUGAUGCUAGUCAAAUAUCUGUUAAAUUGCAAACAAAUAACGGUCGUGGUGUCGUUUUUAUACCCGGUUGGAUCAGAACCAAGGUUGUAGAAGACUUAUUUGAUAGUAAAGAGGACAUCGAUCAGCCUAGUAUACCAGAAUGCAUCGUUAAAUGUCUUCAAAAGUUACCUAUAGAUACAAGGAGGGAUUUAGCCGCUAAUUGUCUCGUUGUUGGUGGAACAGCCUCUAUGGUUGGGUUCCGAACGAGAUUGAAGAAUGAAAUACGAGAGUUGCUGACGCGCAGUUCGGAAACUAAGAAGAGUCUGAUGGAUUUGAGUGGUUUAAGUGCUUCUUUCGAGGUACUCAAUGAUCCUAUACCUAGCCAAGCAUCUCAACCCACCGACGAAACAACUAAUCGGCGCAAAUCUAAUAAAGUUAACAUGAAGGCACCCGCGUGGAACCCAUCUUGUUAUGCCUGGGUGGGCGCGAGUCUUUCAGGUUCUGUUAAACUAUCAGCUCCAGAAAUACAGAGGAAUGAAUUUGAGGAGAGUAUAGAAGAUAAGGAAAUAAAUUAAUACACAACAUUUCUGGCAUUUUAUACACUUGCAUCGUCACUGGCUGACCCCUCUGAUGCGUUGUCUGGUUUCUGGUUAUGGCUAGGUGAACUGCCGAUCAUAUUUAACAGGAAAUCUGAUUCGUAGGGCAAAUAGGCCGCAUUUGCUGGAUUAGUUUGCUGUUCAUUGUACUAAUAAUGACAUGAGUAACUCAAUAUUCCGGAGUAUAAUAUACUCACAUUUAAAGGUUGCUGGAAGUGUCCUUCGGAUACCUCAUCUUGAUCAACUUCCUGGAGAUCAUUUACUGGUGCUUCAUCAUCAGCAUACGUUUGGUGCUGGAUGUUGCCAGAUUCUACUGCGUUAUUCUUUCCUUUCUUUUUGCUCUCGUCGCUCCUUGGUACGAUGUCGAUCAGAAAAUCGAACUGAUCUGAUAACUCGACGGCACCAGAUACAUCGGAUUUCUGAAGCGUUCGACGUUUAUUUGACUCUGCAACGAGCCAGGAUCUGCAUGUUAG